This is a messenger RNA of Chironomus riparius, 1559 nucleotides long. Lineage: Eukaryota; Metazoa; Arthropoda; Insecta; Diptera; Chironomidae. The record is from the annotation of a GenBank genome assembly.
AAUUUUCAGUCAUUAACUUGACCGAUUCACAUCGUUUGUUAGUGAUAAAAAAAUUCCCCACAGCUCCGAGGUAGCCUUUUUUGAGUUUAAACAAACAGCAAUCAAUAUGUGGAAUAAUAAACUCGUGAUAAUUGCGGUUGUUCUGUGUCUCUGGAAUUGCCAUGCAGUUCACGCUCAGUGCACAAUCAACGUUAAUGGUGGCCUCGGUGAGCCUCAACCAAUACUCAUUCACCCCGGUACAUCAUCCUUUUACGAGCCAGUUGAUGCCGAUGGUAUUAUUCGAUUGGGAUUGAACAGCCAAAUUGAACUUUACUGCCAAACUGGAUUUACGUCGCCAUCUACAACUGCGACUUUAAUUCGAGUCAAUUGUACAUCGGGAAAUUUAUUCACAUGGAGUGGAUUUUCAAUGACUUUUAAUAACUAUAUGUGUAAGGCUUAUCCAAGUCAUAUAGCAAAAGAAACUGGUGGUCGAUGCUACAAUAAUGGAUAUUUGGUUCAAGUUGGAUAUCAAGUUGAUACCUCUCGAUUUAUGAAAGUAUUAGAAGUAUGUCACGAUAAAGUUACAGAGGAGACUUACUACACCAAACAUAGAUUCUCGCCAGCAAACUCAAAGUUUCAAUCAGGUUUUGACCGAACUGGCUGGUACCAAGGAGGAUUUUUCGGAACCAAGAAUGUUGACAACUUAUACUCAAGAACCACCCAACGCAUCACAAUCGCUAAAAUUCUUAACUGUCAAUCCUGUGCUGAUACUUACAUUCAUGCCACCAACGACUUCUUUAUGGCUCGCGGUCACUUGGCUGCAAAAGCUGAUUUCAUUUUCGGUAAUCAACAAUCAGCGACGAUGUAUUUUAUAAACGUAGCACCGCAGUGGCAGAAAUUUAAUGCACUCAACUGGGUGGCUGUUGAGGAUUAUUCGAGAAAACUCGCUGCAACAAGAGAAAUCGAUUUGGAUGUUUAUACAGGCACAUUUGGACGAUUACGGUUGAAGAAUGCUUCUAAUGCACAGUUUGAUAUUUAUUUGUCGGUUAAUGGAACUAAUCAGAUUCCAGCGCCUAAACUUUAUUACAAAAUGCUUGUUAAUAAUGCUGAUAAUUCAGGAAUUGUGUUGAUUGGUGUCAACAAUCCAUACUUGACUCUAGCGGAAAUCCAAAGUGAAUAUGUCAUUUGUCACGACAUCUCAAGCCAAAUCACAUGGACAAUCACAUGGCAGAGGGAUAACAUCGAACGAGGCUAUUCAUAUGCAUGCAGUGUAGCCGAUUUCCUUCGUGUUGUUCCACACCAUUCAAUAAGCGUCAGUAGACUGCUCAUUUAAUGCAGCCAAGCACUCGUUAUGGGACUCGAAAAUAAAAUGUAUAGAACAAAGAAAUUUUUCAAACACAAAAAAAAAACUAGAAAUGCGAGUAAGUGGAAAAGGAAGGAAGGAAGUUGAAUUGUAUGAAUGUGUAUGUAUGGAUGUAGGAGCAAGUGUGUGUAAGUAAUGCUGAAUUAGAGAAUGAAAAUGAAUUAUGUAAGACAUAAAAGUGCAGCGCAAUAAAUUUUAUUCAAUUGUUCACAUUCAA